Molecule: messenger RNA, 1626 nt
Organism: Capronia epimyces CBS 606.96
Lineage: Eukaryota; Fungi; Ascomycota; Eurotiomycetes; Chaetothyriales; Herpotrichiellaceae
Exons: 1
Coding region: 1-1626 (541 amino acids)
Source: RefSeq, a predicted model, not a curated record
AUGGCUUCGCCAGGUCUACAUCCGAUGCGACCGUCUGGCUGGGUCGAUCCACGUCGCCCCGCUGACUAUCCUAUCGUCCUUGGAAGCAGCCUGAAACCCCAUGGCGACGGCAGGUCCCGCGAGUCCCUCGUGAACAUUCGUUACAACUGGCAGCCAAAGUCAGGUUUUGGACCUCGAGAGAGCAAGCUCACAAAAUCGGGGGAUAAAUACCAUCUUCUUAUUCCAGCGAGAGGCCCAGAAGACGAUGACGAUUACCAAUACACGGGCGCAGUACAUAUGUCCAAAUCAGAGAAAUCCGAAGACCAACCAAGUUCGCUCGCCCUAGCAUUCGACAAGUCCAAAUCCUGCUUCGUCCUUGAGGCCAUUUCAACAUCCUUAGACAUGAACCUCAAGAACGGUGCUGGCCACUCAUUCAAGGACGCUCGCAAUCUACCCCAACUACCGACAAGGCAUCCUCAAAGUACAGAUUCCGCACCGACGAUGGGAGACGGGAGUAGGUCACCCGCAGCGGAGGACGAGGCUCCUGAUGCGUCUAACCCCUACGAUUAUCGUCACUUCCUUGCCGAAGCGCGAGAGAGCCUUGAAAAAUCUGCACUACAACCUGGCAACCGCACACCCCUUAGCGGCAUUUCUACUCCUGUGCCUGCAGGAAGCCGUUUUCCAGCAACAACUCCACAGUUCAAGCCGACUCCGAACACGUCCAAGCCAACGGCACAGCGGAAAAAGAAGACCGAACACUCAACACGUAAUCCUAGCCGGACUACGACCCCUCUGAUGGCUCCAAAGAGCACAGCCAAGCGCGACGCCCUCAAACCGUCUUCACAACCAUUAAGCAAGGCUCGCAUAACCGACUCAGAUGAGGACGACGACGAGACAGUUGAGUCAUCACGUCCUAGUACGAAGCUAUCAUCCACAGCCAAUAAACAAGACAGCAGCAAUCGCAGACCGAACCACCCACCCGGAAGAGGUCACACGCGCAACAUAUCCGCCAACAUCGGCAGCUCACCGCACAUCAUCAUCAACGACGAUGAUGGCGGCUUGGAGAUCGACAUGGGCAGUCCGCCUCCAGAGGACCGCCCGAUGCGGCGCGGAAGAGUGGACCCUGAAAUGUUCCGCAGCCACACAGGGACACCGAUCGGAGGCAUCACUUCCAAUGACCGCCGGAGGCCACUCUCACUAUCCCGGCCUGCCGCUGGGGAGCACGGGCGCCGCGAGGAUAAGGACGUAACGAUGAAAGACAUUGAUGCCAGUUCCAGCGGGCCAUCCGAUGAGGACGGCGACGUCGAGGUAUUCGAGCUUGGCAGUCCUCGUGAGAAGCGACUUAGUCUACCUCACAGUGGCGAUGUGUCAAGACUGGACGAUGAGGAUGACAACGAUGAAGCUCCCAGCCAAGACCAGAGGCAAGAUCUCCGUCGUCAACAACAUUAUGAAGAACCGCCGACGCCUCCUGCCCCCACCUCCGGCACCGCGCACGACGAUGACGAUGAUGACGAAGACCUACUUGCUGCGGCACUCGAGGCUGCACUGGAGGAAGAAGAGGAGCAGGCUGCCCCGGCUCAUGGCAUUGGGCUGGGCAUUGGCAUGGGCACGCAAGAUGACGAGAGCGAAGUGAGCGAAGAAGAGUAG